AUAAUAUCAUUCGGUAAUCAUUAAUCACUAUAGUUGAUAAAAAUUAAAACGUAAAUUUAUUGUAAAUACCAAUUACCAACUACCAAAUAGAGCUUAAUAACUAAGAAGUCAGAACUUAUAAAGUUAUUCAAUAUUCAAAGACGAUAUUAUGCCAUCUGUCGAAGUGUCGUCAUGACAUGAUUAUGAUUUAAUUGUUUAAAUAUUGCAAGUAAUGCAGGUAUUAUAAUUUUUAAUCUGUAAUAAUUAUUAACUCUCGUAGCAUUCGAUCAAUUGGAGUAGUGGCUAAGGAAGUCUCCGCCUUUGAAAAAUUACUAUGUAUUUUACUAGUUCGAAUGUUUCUAAUGUUCUGCUUUACAUUGACUGACAAUAAAUAAACGCUUGUUUGUCUAUUUGCCUGAUCAUUCGAGGUUUUGUUAUUAUAGUAAACAAUCGGGAGUUGUACUCGUUUCUAGUACACUUUUAGUACAUWGUGCGAAAAAAUGGCUCAUGGACAUUCAGAACCGCAGUAUGAACUGUUGAACGGAAAAAAGAAAUAUGUUCAGCCAAUCAUACAUUCCAUGGUAUUAAUUGGGUUAGCUGCUCUUAUGGUAUUUGUUGUGGUUCUGAUGUUUUAUGUAUCUUGGAUAAAAUUUGAAGACACCAAUGAUCAAAAUACACCAAUGGACUUUGUUCUUUUUGGUCCCCAGAAAUAUACAAAUUCGGAUAUUGCUGCUUAUCGUGCUCAUACAUUUGCUGUUGCUGCAAAAUCAAAUUUUAAAACCAACUGGACUGCUAAAGAACAAAUUAUUCUCAGCAAACGAAUUGAUAAAACAUAUAAUUUGGCCUGUUAUUAUUCUAUACCAACUGAUAAUACAAAUAAAUCUCUUCACCCUGCUCAAAUUAACGCUUCUUUAUGUACUCAUUUAAUUGUAGCUUUUGCACAAGUUCAAAAUAACAGUGUUUACUUCAAGAGCUCAUUUGAUAUGCAGAUUUUAAGACAAGUUGUGAAGUUACGUAAAAAAAACCCAAAAUUAAAGGUAUUACUGUCUAUAAUGCAUUUCUCAAAUGGUUCACAUUCAAAUGAAGGGUUUCCUGGCGUUGUUGCAAAUAAAGAUAAUUUAGACAAAUUUGUCAAUAAUGUUGUAUCAGUUGUCAGAGAAUUUUACCUAGAUGGUAUUGAUAUAGACUGGGAAUUUCCAUCAUGGCCUUUAUUAAAUCUAGAAGAAAAAUAUGGGUUUGCUAAGUUAUUAGAAACCUUACGUUACCAUCUACCUGACUCUCUUUUAACUGCAGCUGUUGCYGCUCCAUUAAAUAUAAUUGAUAAUUCUUAUGAAAUGUAUUCUUUAGUAAGUUUCGUUGACUUUAUUAAUGUUAUGGCGUAUGAUUAUCAUUCAUACCAAUGGUAUUUACCAUUAACUGGUCCCAAUUCCCCUUUGUUUUCUUCGCGAAAUGAUUCUGGAUACUUCCAGUAUUUAAAUAUUAAUUCUUCCAUUCAAUAUUGGAUCUCAAAGGGUAUGCCUAAAGAAAAGAUAUUGCUUGGUAUGCCUACAUAUGGACAUUCUUUUAAAUUAAUAAAUGAAGCCAAUAAUGGUUUUGGUUCACCUUCUUCUGGUCCUGGUAUUGGCAAGGAUGGUUUUGUAACUUUUUCAGAAACGUGUGAGUUUAAAUCACGCCAAGAUGCUUCUACUAUUUUUAACCAAGACACCUACACGCCAUAUUCAUAUCAUAAAAAUGACUGGAUAUCUUUUGAUGAUGAAAAUAGUUUGGCGUACAAAGCAGAAUUCGCUGCAUCUUUAGGUUUAGGAGGUGCCAUGGUAUUUUCUUUAAACACUGAUGAUUAUAGUGGUUCAAGUCUAUGUUCGCAAUCAGUAUUUCCAUUAACUUCUAGAAUAAAAAUAGUUUUAAAUGAUGACUACUUAUAAAUAUUUAGAGGACACUUAACUAAAUACUAAAUAGUGAUAAAAAUACCAACUUCAACUUUUUGAUAUUCAAUAGCCUCUAUAAUAUAUUAUUAUAUUAUAUACAUAAUAAUUUAUAAUUUAUGUUAAUAAUGUUGUG
Messenger RNA from Diuraphis noxia (Russian wheat aphid), 2037 nucleotides. Its product is annotated as chitinase-3-like protein 2. Gene Ontology annotation, biological process: chitin catabolic process; carbohydrate metabolic process. Lineage: Eukaryota; Metazoa; Arthropoda; Insecta; Hemiptera; Aphididae. Gene Ontology annotation, molecular function: chitin binding; chitinase activity. Gene Ontology annotation, cellular component: extracellular region. The record is from RefSeq and is a predicted model, not a curated record.